AAGAAAGGAAGUGCAUUGGCGUGGCAGAGUUGGAGGGGCUGAGUUGGAGGGAGCAGUAUGUCCGCGGAAAUCUCCGAGGCGGCCUCCGCGGAGGAGCAGAAGGAAAUGGAAGAUAAAGUGACUAGUCCAGAGAAAGCUGAAGAAGCAAAAUUAAAAGCAAGGUAUCCUCAUCUGGGACAAAAGCCUGGAGGUUCAGAUUUCUUAAGGAAACGCUUACAGAAAGGGCAAAAAUAUUUUGAUUCUGGGGAUUACAACAUGGCUAAAGCAAAAAUGAAGAACAAGCAACUUCCUACUGCAGCCCCGGAUAAGACAGAGGUCACUGGUGACCACAUUCCUACUCCACAGGACCUUCCGCAGCGGAAACCAUCCCUUGUUGCUAGCAAGCUGGCUGGCUGACUCAGAGAGCUGAACUGCAUGGAUCUUCUAAUUCCCAUUGUUUCUUCUUAAUAUGUUACUUCUCAGCUUUUUAUUUCCUUUCAAUUCACUAAGUCGUUUGAGACUUCACAGCUUUGUGUGUGUGUAUGCUGCUAUUGUAAGAGAAUAUGUAGAAUUUUUAAGUAGUUUAAUAGUGCACUGAUGACAAGUACAUGUUAGAGCAACAUAAAGUAAUCUACUUGAAAAUAAUUGUGUAUAUUAUCUCACUCCUAGUGUAGGACUGGUU
Messenger RNA from Trichechus manatus latirostris (Florida manatee), 661 nucleotides. RefSeq names its product cAMP regulated phosphoprotein 19 (gene ARPP19). The transcript is spliced from 4 exons. The record is from RefSeq and is a predicted model, not a curated record. Gene Ontology annotation, molecular function: protein phosphatase inhibitor activity. Gene Ontology annotation, cellular component: cytoplasm. Bases 58 to 396 code for a protein of 112 amino acids. NCBI's taxonomy places the organism in Eukaryota, Metazoa, Chordata, Mammalia, Sirenia, Trichechidae.